Molecule: messenger RNA, 1457 nt
Organism: Hevea brasiliensis (rubber tree)
Lineage: Eukaryota; Viridiplantae; Streptophyta; Magnoliopsida; Malpighiales; Euphorbiaceae
Biological process (GO): GMP biosynthetic process
Cellular component (GO): cytosol
Molecular function (GO): ATP binding; GMP synthase activity; GMP synthase (glutamine-hydrolyzing) activity
Source: RefSeq, a predicted model, not a curated record
UUUCGUCCUUUCCUCAUCCCUCGGUUCUCCCUCUCUUUAAAUCUUAACCGUCCUUUCGCUCCCAGUCCCAGAAAAUCCCCAAAAUCCCCUAGCCACCACCGAAAGCCCCCAAAAUCCAACGCCGUGGAGCCAAAAGCAGUGAAAUCUGACAUAGUUCUUAUCCUGGACUAUGGCUCCCGAUACACCCAUCUUAUCGCUCGCCGAAUUAGCUCUCUAAACAUCUUCUCUCUCUGCAUUUCUGGCACUUCUCCUCUCGAGGCCAUCACUUCGCUCAACCCCAAAGUCAUCGUCCUCUCCGGAGGGCCCCACUCGGUCCAUUCUCCUAAUUCCCCCACCUUUCCUUCUGGUUUCGUGGAGUGGGCCCAGUCCAAUGGUUGCUUCGUGCUUGGCAUUUGCUACGGAUUGCAUUUGAUAGUGCAGAGAUUGGGAGGGGAAGUGAAGUUUGGAGAAAAGCAGGAAUAUGGGAGGAUGGAAAUUGAGGUCGGAAGGAAUUUGGGUGUUUUUGGGAAAAAAAAAAAGUCGGAUAGGCAGGUAGUUUGGAUGAGCCACGGGGUUGAGGCUGCACAAUUGCCUGAGGGGUUUGAAGUAGUGGCAAGGAGUGAACAAGGGGCGGUUGCAGCGGUGGAGAAUCGGGAGAAGAGGUUUUAUGGGUUGCAGUACCACCCAGAGGUGACUCAUUCACCAGAGCGCAUGGAUACGCUAAGCUAUUUUCUCUUUGAUGUUUGUGGAAUCAGUGCAAAUUGGAACAUGGAAAAUGUAGUAGAUGAAGAAAUCAAGGUGAUCAAAGGUACAUUAGGAGCUGAAGCUCAUGUCAUAUGUGCAUUGUCAGGGGGUGUGGAUUCCACAAUUGUUGCUACCCUUGUUCACAAGGCAAUUGGAGAUAGACUUCAUUGUGUUUUUGUUGACAAUGGUUUAUUAAGGUGUAAGGAGAGAGAAUGUGUGACGGAAACUUUUGAAAGGGAUCUGAAUCUACCCGUUACUUGUGUGGAUGCUUCAGAGCAAUUUCUUAGCAAGCUGAAAUACUGAUAUGAAAAGGAAGAUCAUCGGAAAGGAGUUCAUUAGCAUUUUUUAUGCUUUUGCCAAUGAUUUGGAGCAACAGUUGGGAAAGAAACCUACUUACCUGGUCCAAGGUGUCAAGGGGUAGGAAGUUUGUGUAGUAAAAUAUAAAUUUUGAGUACUAAAGGGGAUAUUUUAUAUUUAUUUUCUAUUUAUGUAAUUUUAGAGUGUAAUGGCUCAAGCAUAGCGAUGUUCCCUCCUGUCACACUCCAUUUUGUUCCUAUCGCUCUUUAGGGGGGAGUGACUAAUCGGCCAGUGCUGGGCCCGGCUGUCACCGAUUGUUGAGUCCCUGUCCCUUUACUCCUUAUAGGUUUUCCCCCUGCUUACAAGUAAUGUGAGGAUUGCUUGUCUCCUUAUGUUAAUUGAUAUUAUUUAAAUGAAAGAAAUAGCAUGUUCACUAA